Messenger RNA from Pimephales promelas (fathead minnow), 764 nucleotides. The record is from RefSeq and is a predicted model, not a curated record. Lineage: Eukaryota; Metazoa; Chordata; Actinopteri; Cypriniformes; Leuciscidae.
UUAGCUACCUCUGCAAAGAUUAGAAAAUGUCGAUGAAGACUAGAGAUUUCUUUACAUGGACCGACGACGAGGUGGAACUUUUACUUAAAGUUACAAUGGAAUAUAAAACAGCCAUGGCGGCAGAAAACACAGACUGGGAGUCGUCGCAAACCAAAUACUGCGACAUAUUGGAAAGGUACCGGGAGCAUUAUCCAUCGCCAGAGGAAGCCACAACAAUGGGAAAGGUGUACCUCAACAAUAAGGACGAAAUCACUAAAGGGCAAUUGACAACAAAACUCAAGGCUGUACGAAUCAGCUACAGGCGAGCGGUAGAUGCUGGUCGUCGAAGUGGCCAUGGGCGAGUAGUUUUGCUCUAUUUUGAGCUCUGCGAGUCAAUUUGGGGAGGCUCUCCUGCAACGCAUACGAUUCAGGGGGGUAUCGAGACCGGCAACGUGGCGGCGGAGGCCACGGAGUUCUCCAGCCCAGCUGGUUCUGGGUCAUCUGCGGCCCAGUUUCAAGAGAGUGCUGUGUCUCCCGAGAUGACGGUGAAUCGACGCCAGAGACUCACCGCUACCCUGUGUGGCCACAGGAGAGAACGAUUGAAGAGAAAACUCUCCGCAAAUUCCGUUGCACAGGAAGACCUGGACAUAAAGAGACAGCUCCUUAACAGACUUGAGGCAACAGACAACGAAUUCUGUUCCAUAUAUCACAUAAGGAAGGUCCUCCAUGUUUAUGUCCAUCGGCCUUCUCAAAGCCGCAAACCGUGCCUUCAAACGUUCGAAUGA